This is a messenger RNA of Dovyalis caffra, 582 nucleotides long. NCBI's taxonomy places the organism in Eukaryota, Viridiplantae, Streptophyta, Magnoliopsida, Malpighiales, Salicaceae. The record is from the annotation of a GenBank genome assembly.
AUGGCCUCUUCUUCUCACACAACCCACAAUGAUUAUGACUAUUCAUGCCCUGUAGAAGAAGGCGAACGAGAAAGAGACUGGCUUGAGCUAGGGUUAGGGUUAGGAAUUAGUAGAAUCACCACAACAACAACAUGCAGGAAGCAAGAACACAACACUGAACAAUCAAACACUACUUCAAGUUUUGAAGCCUCUUCUUUAGUACAGUUUGAAGCCCACCAGCAAAUAGGCCAUUCAUUAAGAUUAGAGUUAGGGUUAAGAAUUGUCGAGUUUGAUAAUAAUGAUGGUAGUGGUGGUGUCAGGAGGGACAAAGAUGUGGCGCCGCUUAGCAAUUAUAACAAAAGUAGCAAGUGGCAAGACAAUCAAGGUCAAGAAGGUCAUGAUCAUAAUCUUGAUUUAACAGCAAGGUCAUCAUCACAAUCAUGGCCAUGGCACAGGAUUUCAAGGACUAGUACCAGCUCCCUGAAGUGGAAAAAGCCAGUUUCCAACGAUUCCCACAAUUGCUCCACCGCCGCCGCCGCCGCCACCACCACCUCCUCCUCCAUCUUCUUUAACAUCAACAACUACAAGACUCCACUCAGCUAG